Molecule: messenger RNA, 2144 nt
Organism: Caenorhabditis sp. 36 PRJEB53466
Lineage: Eukaryota; Metazoa; Nematoda; Chromadorea; Rhabditida; Rhabditidae
Source: the annotation of a GenBank genome assembly
AUGAUACUUGUGAGGCAUGUGUUAUGAACAUUUCGGCAACCGAAAAUAUUUAGUGUUUAGGCAUGUUACUGGUCGGAUGGCACUUGCUUUCUGUGCCGGAACGAUGUGAUUGUGGACGUUCGUCGUGAGAAACCGGGUGAUCCGAUCGGGCUCAAGGCGAGUUUGGUUUAAAGUCAAGAUUUUUAGCCUAAUCUGUCAAUUGUAGACGUCUCAAGCCAUGUCGAACAACGAUUCCUGUCCGACUGAAGUCAGAUUCCGAUCGACAUCGACGACGGAUUCUGAGACAACGUCUAUAGUUGAAAUUAAAGAAGCAUUAACUGGAACGUCAUCAGAUGCUGAAACACUUUCGACUUCAACAGAAACAACAGAAACUUCUUCGACGUCUACGGGUGCAUUGUCUGCUGAAUUUUCUACCAAAACAACUACCGAAGAGGAAGAGGUACACAGUUCAAGUGCAGAUGUGUCACUAUCGUCUUCUGAAAACCCGACAGAAACGCAAUCUUCUUCUUCUUCUUCUUCUUCUGAGAAUCCAAUCACAUCCAUAACCACUUCAAUAUCGUCAUCAGUACAACCAACUUCCUCUUCAUCGUCAACUUUGGUUCUCACAUCUUCUGAGACCUCGACUGAAGGAACAUCAUCGGAAAGUAUGAGCGCCAGAGCUAAGACGACGUCUUUCACGAAAGAAACAACAAAAACUACGGUAGGAUUUUGCGAAACUCUGCUCGCUCGAUCCCUACAUUUCCGUUUAAGAAACCGCCGAGCACGACCACAGAAAAGCAGUGUCCGGAAAGAUGGAAAAUGUUUCAGAGAAAGGAUGUUAUUUGGUGUUUAGCGGUCAGGAUAUCUCAUCAAAUUUCCGACUAUUCGGUUCAAAAUUUCAGUUGGUGUUCGGCACCUCGCUCACGUAUAAUAAGGGAAUCGAGGCGUGUAAGGGCUACGACGCAUAUUUGAGUGGACUGGACACCGACGGUGAAAGACAAUUUAUUAUGGGUAGGCACACGGCGACCAAAAACGAAGAAAGGGGCGUGGCCUAGCGUUUAUCACCAUUUUGGCGCGAAUUUCGAAAUUUAACCCCAUUUUUCGUGCUUUUCGUGAAAAAUUACCAGAAUUUUGUACGAUUUCGACGAUGUAAUUGCAUAACUUUGUUAAAAUUUUAAAUUUAAAUUAAAAUUUGUUAAACUAAUCAUCGCGCGCACUUUUUGAGCUUAAAACAAGCGGGUUUCAUUCAGAAUUGAAUCAAUUGAAUCGAUUUUCAAGUUUUGUGCUGAAAAUGCGCGAAUUUCAGUCAUUCGCCGAUGCUUUUUGUCGUUUGAACGCUUAAAAUACUUGUAUUAACGUGCUUAAUCACUUCCGACACUCACUUCGUCUCAAAACUGUCCAGAUCGGCCGGUAUGAAAAUUCCGAAAUUGCGGAGGCGAUUGGCCGCGGAGAGCGUAUUGCGAAAUAUGCCAAAAACGUCCCAAACGCGGCUUUUUCACGAAAAUUUCAAUGUUUUCUCUCUUUAAUGUCUUCUUUCGUCGAUAUCAAACACAAAAAUAUCGGAAAAGUGGUGGAAUUGCGGCAAUUUUCAGAAAACGCGUCUCAGAUUAGGCCACGCCCCUUUCUAGACUUUUGGUCGCCGUGAGGCAUAGAAUACCUUGCUGAACAGGGUGGGGAAGUAUUAUGACAUCUAGUUGAACACAUUUCAGAAAGAGCUAUAAACGUAUCCAAAAGUCUCGGAUACACAAACUCAAACGGAGUGUGGAUUAAUGGAAAACGGAGACAAGCAUGUGCCAGCGCCAACUGGACCAGCAUUCCAGAGUGCGAAAAAUUGGGAGUAAGCGAACUUUUCAUUUAUUUUUAAAGACUCCAUACCUUGAAAUUACUUCAGAGCUUCGAGUUCACCGAUCCGUUCCUCUACUACUUUGAUGGAUACGAGUGGGACACGGAUCAACCGAAUGGAGAGCUACAAAGCGGAUCCAUUCAGGACUGUCUUCAAUUGAUGAUUCCCAAAGACACGAAGAGUGAGCAGAUGGGAAAAGUGGAUGACACCAGGUCUCAAAAAAAAGAAUUUUUAACUGAAAACCAUUUUUUCCAGAUGCUCGUUGAGCACCGAUGGAACGUUCACUAGGAGAAUGGUGGCUUGUGGCAAAACUCUUACUUGA